Aphanomyces invadans is the source of this 4208-nucleotide messenger RNA. RefSeq lists its product as hypothetical. The coding region runs from base 32 to 4024 and encodes 1330 amino acids. Lineage: Eukaryota; Oomycota; Saprolegniomycetes; Saprolegniales; Verrucalvaceae. The record is from RefSeq and is a predicted model, not a curated record. Gene Ontology annotation, cellular component: Ski complex. The transcript has 21 exons. Gene Ontology annotation, molecular function: RNA helicase activity; RNA binding; ATP binding. Gene Ontology annotation, biological process: nuclear-transcribed mRNA catabolic process, 3'-5' exonucleolytic nonsense-mediated decay.
CACGUUCAUUGCUUGUGGUGCGCACUCCCCGAUGGACUUGCUCGAUGAACUCGACCAAUUGCUCGCGCACGAGCGCGAGAGCGGCGUCCUUCCGCCGUCGUCUUACGUCCAGCACCUUAGUGGAUACACUUUUCAAGAACCUCUCUUGACGCCCCAUGGCAAGCCUGCGCACCCUGUGUGCCUCCCACUGCCGCUGCUGCCACCGCCUCAGGUUGACGAUGUCUCUGUCGAAAGCUUGCUUGCACAUGCUGUCUUGGACGAAGGUUCCGCCUUUCUCUGGCAAGGAGAACCCAGUCGAACACUGGUGGAAGUCCAAGUGUCGACAAAUCCCGUCGACAUCAAGGCCGUCAAGUCAUCCAUGGUUAUGAAUGCCAUGUCCCUCACGUACGAAUUUGCAUCCGUCGAUGCCGACGGCCAGUCGAUGGCGGAAACGUCCAACCUCAUGUUGCGCAAACCCACGCAACUCCAGGAUUAUGCACGUGGCAAAAUCGGCAACACGCCGUUUACUCCAGGUGGAGAAUCCCUGGUUCAGUCGUCAUCCGUUAGCGACACCACCGGUGUGUCUGCUCCAACUGUGAAAGUGCGCUCGACCGACUCGGCGGCGACUCUGGCGAUCGCCGCCGACUGGGAUGCCCACUUGGAUGCGUUCCUCGUUCCUGCCCCUGGCCUUGGCAACGGCUUGACCCGAACCGACAUUUUGCGCCAUUCCAGUGUCUCGCCGGCCUCCACUGCCGCCGAGCCGAUUGCUCGAGACACUGUCGGCGUGAAUCCAUCGACGCUCUUGCGGCCAUACUAUGACGUCAUUGCAGAUGCCGACUCGAUGCAUGCGCUCACUCGUGAGAUUGCCGAUGCCAAAGCAUUACGCGCCAUGGACGCGGCGGCCAACCCGGCGUUGUCUGUGCAAAGUCUCCUUGGCGAAGACGACGACGACUUGGAAUGGGACGACGAAGACGACCAGCCACCAGCGACAGACUCGCCGAACGAAGUGGUCCCGACUGCGAAAAAGCAAACCAGUCGCGAUGACUCGCCACGCGGCGAUCGUGCGAGCGACUUGGAUGACGACGAAGCAUGGUGGAUGGACGACAUCGCGUCAUGUGGAAACAAAGCGAACACGACGACGACGUCGUCGUCCUCGUUGGAGUGGGCGAGUGUGGCCGAAAUCGACGUGUCCAAUUUUUACGCGACAAUCCCAGACAUGGCGAUCACGUUUCCGUUUGAAUUGGAUUCGUUCCAAAAGCAAGCGAUCGUGCAUUUGGAAAACCACGAGUGUGUCUUCAUCGCUGCCCACACGUCGGCCGGGAAAACGGUUGUCGCCGAGUACGCGAUUGCCAUGUCCCAAAAGCACAUGACGCGCACGAUCUACACGUCACCGAUCAAGGCGCUGUCAAAUCAAAAGUACCGCGACUUUCGAACCAAGUUUGGCCAGGAUAACGUCGGGUUGAUCACGGGCGACGUCUCGAUCAACCCGGAAGCGAGCUGCCUUGUCAUGACGACCGAGAUUUUGCGAUCGAUGCUGUAUCGAGGGGCGGACGUGAUUCGAGACAUUGAGUGGGUCGUCUUUGACGAAAUCCACUACCUCAACGACUCGGAACGAGGCGUUGUGUGGGAAGAAGUGAUCAUCAUGCUGCCCGAGCACGUGUCGAUGGUAUUUUUGUCCGCGACGACCCCCAACACGUUUGAAUUCUCCGACUGGAUCGGCCGCACCAAACAAAAAAAGAUCCACGUCAUUUCGACAUUCAAGCGCCCGGUGCCCCUCGGCCACCAUCUCUACGCGGGCGGCGAGAUCAUCCCGAUCGUGGACGCGAACAACCAAUUUCUGUCCAACAGCCACAUGUACGCCAACCAAAAGGCAAAACCGAAAGAGGCCAAAGGCAAGCCGCCGCCGCCUCCUCGCGCGGCGGGAAACAGCGGACGCGGCGGCGGCGACAAGGCCGAAUGGACAAAACUCGUCCGGUUGCUUCAAGAAAAGACCCUCCUGCCCGUCGUCGUGUUUGCAUUCAGCAAACGAUUGUGUGAAGAAUCGGCGAAUCGACUGGCAGGGAUGGACUUGAGUUCGGCGUCCGAACGCUCGGAAAUCCACGUGUUUUGCGCCGCCAGCAUCCGUCGCUUGCAGGGAUCGGACCAAAAGUUGCCGCAAGUGCUUCAAGUGCGCGACAUGCUCGUGCGAGGGAUCGGUGUCCACCACGGUGGAUUGCUUCCCAUUUUGAAGGAAAUGGUUGAGAUCUUGUUUGGUCGCGGGCUGGUCAAAGUCCUCUUCUCGACCGAAACAUUUGCCAUGGGGGUCAACAUGCCCGCGCGCACGGUCGUGUUUAACGGCACACGCAAGCACGACGGAAAAACAUUUCGGGAUCUCUUGCCUGGGGAGUACACCCAGAUGGCUGGACGAGCUGGGCGCCGCGGCCUGGACGCCAUCGGGACCGUCAUCAUUGCGUGCUGGGGCGACGUGCCCGACGCCACGUCGCUUCGAACGAUGCUGCUGGGCCUCCCGACCAAACUCGAGAGUCAAUUUCGACUUACGUACAACAUGAUCCUCAACUUGCUCCGUGUUGAGGACAUGACUGUGGAAGACAUGAUCAAGCGGUCGUUCAGUGAAUUCCGCACGCAAAAAGCGCUCGCGUCCAAGAACAUUCCGCAUGCGAUUCAAAAAGCGAAACGGAUGCUAGCGCGCUUAGAAGACGAAUUGGAGCAAACGCAUGGCGGCCACAUGGAUGUGGACCAAGUGCAGCUCUUUUACGAGCUGUCGCAAGAGUCCAAAAUGAUGGAAAAACACCUUGUUCAGAUGAUUCUCAACUCCAAGUACGCCGCGACCGCGCUCUGCAUCGGCCGCGUCGUUGUCGUAUCGACCGCCGACUUGCCCGACGCCGUCGCAAUUGUCUUGCAAGUCAAUAAAGGCACAGUCAAGUCGUUUGUCGCGCUCGCGCUGUGUCCGCCGGCGUUUUCCCCACCCGUGGCACCGACCAAGCGAUUGGAAUUCCAACCACUUACUCGCGGUAGCCUCGGAGGCGGCAUGUCGAAGCCUGUGGGGCUCAAAGUUGGCGACGUGGGGUCGCUCCUCGGCAAACACUAUGUCGUGUUGGAGCUCCCUGAAUCCUGUGUCGACUUGCUCACGCAGGAUAAAGGGAGCACAGCAGUCCGCAACUUGUUGGAAGCAAACGACGUGUCCGUGCUGUCUCGAGCGAUUGAGCUGCUCAUGGACGUCGAGCCCAAGAUCAAGUACAUCGUCGACCCCCGCGCCGAUCUAAAAAUGAACGACCUGGACGCUGUUGGAGUAUACAACACCAUCCAAAACGCGUACUCGCGCAUGCAGGACAACAUUUGCUUCAACUCUCCAUUUUUGCUGCCCGUCCUGGCGCAGUUUGCCAAAAUCUCCAAGCUGCGCAAUUAUGUGGCCGCCAUGACCGCGGCGCUGUCCAACCAUUCCCUGUCCCUCUUUCCCGAUUUCCAACAACGUCUUCAAGUCCUGACGCGGCUGGGGUACAUUGCCAAAGACAACACGGUCCAGGUCAAAGGGCGCGUCGCAUGUGAAGUCAACACGUGCGAGGAAUUGAUUUUGACCGAAAUCAUUUUUGAAAACGUGCUGGCGUCACUCGAACCGGAAGAAAUCGUGUCGGUGUUGUCGGCGCUGAUUUUCCAGGAAAAGACCCAACACACCACGACCUUGACGCCGCGGUUGAUGGACGCCCAGAAAACGGUCCAAGCGAUUGCCACGUCACUCGGGUUGAUUCAACUGGAAGCCCAGUUGGAAAUCGACCCGCUCGAAUACGUCAAGUCGACACUCAACUUUGGCCUGAUGGAAGUCGUGUACGAAUGGAGUCGAGGAAUGCCGUUCCAGUCGAUCUGCCAACUCACGGAUGUCCCGGAAGGGUCGAUCGUUCGGUGCAUGACGCGGCUCGAUGAAGUCUGCCGCGAAGUCCGCAACGCCGCGCGCGUGAUUGGAGACCCACGUCUAUACCGCAAGAUGGAAAUUGCGUCGGAAAGCAUCAAGCGGGACGUUGUGUUUGCCACAAGCUUGUACUUGUCGUAAAUCCCGCCUGCUGCUGCUGCUGCUUCUUCUUCCUGUGGUGUUUCAUCGACGACGGCGGCAGCGUCAACGAAGCGAAUGCUCAUGAGGGUCGUCGUCGUAAUAGAUGCGACGAACCCCCGUGUCGAGAGCAUGCCCAGCAACGAAAUGCAGACACGAUUUCACCAAAGUCAUUUUCUCCCAGGGC